AUAGAAAAAUAAAAAGUGCAAGGGUUUUAGUUUUCUCCCUAAACCCUCUUCUCCUUCCCAUCUCCAUUUCCAAUUUUGUUCACACUCACACUCAUGGCAUAACCGCCUCCGCCUCCGCCUUCCCUUUCCGAUUCCGGCGACGAUGAGGCACCUUCUCCUCCUCCGGAGAAAACCCUUCUUCUUCCCUCCGUCAUGUUCACCUGGCGCGCUUCUCAUUCGGCUCCAACUAUGCGAAUUCUCAUCAACUCCUUCUUCUGCUCCUUCUCAUCACCAACCUCACUGGCGGCGUCAAGAGGAGGAGUCUCGCAAUGUUAGGGUUUCCGUCUGGUGGGAUUUCGAGAACUGCAAUGUCCCCAAUGGUGUCAACAUUUCCAAAGUCGCCCCUGCUGUCACUGAAGCUAUUAGGGCCAAUGGGAUCAAAGGUCCUGUUCAUAUCACCGCUUUCGGCGAUGUUCUUCAGCUUUCUAGGGCUAACCAGGAAGCGCUUGUUUAUACCGGGAUUCAUCUCACUCACAUUCCCAAUGGUGGAAAGAAUAGUGCCGAUAGAUCUCUUCUUAUUGAUCUUAUGUAUUGGGUUUCCCAAAAUCCUCCACCUGCACAUCUCUUUCUGAUAUCUGGUGAUAAAGACUUUGCUGGCAUAUUGCACCGGUUAAGAAUGAAUAACUACAAUAUCUUGCUUGCAAGUCCUGGAAAGGCUUCUGACGUUCUCUGUAGUGCAGCAACAAUAAUGUGGCAUUGGUCUUCAUUGCUCAAGGGAGAAGAUCUUAUUGGAAAACAUUUCAACCAUCCUCCUGAUGGUCUGUUUGGUUCUUGGUAUGGAAACUCUAAGGCGCCUCUUCAAAACCCCUUCUCAGCUGCUGAGCAAUCUACAUCUUUACAAAAUGCGGAGAUCCACAAACCUUCCUCAGACGUAAAGUUGGGUCCAAUUCCAAAUUCAGUUGUAAAGAAGGUUAGGCAUAUAUUGAAUUCACAUCCAAACGGAAUAUCCAUUACAGAUCUUCGUGCAGAGUUGACAAAAAAUCAUGUGCACUUGGAUAAAAACUUAUAUGGAUACAAAAAGUUUUCUCAGUUUCUAUUAGCAAUUCCACAUAUAGGUGAUGGUAAUUUUUUGGUACGUUUGGUCUCUUCAGAAUCCCCUGCACCCUGUGAGAGCAUUAAUCUACCAUCAACAACAUCUGCUGUUAAGAAUGAUGAGAGGGGCUAUGCAGCAACCACAGUGCUAAAUGGUGAGGGUAAGAAUAGGGAUAGAUAUGCACAUGUGCCAUUGUACGAAAGGGGUAUGGAGGAUGAUUCAAAAUCAUUACACCCUGUCUCUUCACAAGGCAAACCUAUUCGGGAAUAUAUAGAAGAGAAAUCAUCAUCUCCUUCAUUCGUUGAAAGACAUGUCCUCCAGCCCCUUUAUGAGUUGCCGAAAUCACCAUCUCUUGGUAGUAAGAAGGUUGUGGAUGUGGCUAAUGCACCAUUAUCAGAUAUUCAGCUACCUCCAAAUGAUAGUGAAGUUUCCAAAACUAAGACGGGUUUCUUUAAUAGAUCUAAAACGUUGCCUGAUAAUGCCACUGUUAGGUCUGAGGAUGCAAGUCCCAAAAUACUGGAAAAAUAUACAAUUUCAGGGAAUCACUCUGCUGGGGAUAAUCAUACAACGUUGGAAAACAAUGAUGUUGGAAAUCAUGAAGCUGGAAAAUUUAAAGCAAUGAGCGAAUAUGAGAAUCCAACUAGAAAGGAGGUUGAUGAAGUUUGUCGCUCAUAUUCUUCACCAGCAGUAGAUGACUCUCAGGUUGAGAAAAUACCUGAUGGAAGUGCUGAAACUUAUAGAAAAAGUUCAACUUUCUUUAGCUGGAUUAGAAGUUGGUGGCCAUUUGGGAAAAACAGUGCAGACUCUGAUGAUUUGACUGCUAAUCAGGACAAGGUGGUUAGUAAUUCUGAGGAUCUUGAAGAGACCAAGCCAUCAGAUCCGGACCACGAUGUUAUUCAAUCAGGAAAGCCUGAGUUAUUUUCUAGUGGUUCCUUUUGGAGUGACAUGGAAUCUUUUGUUUUCAUGCCCAAAGGAUCACUUCUUCUUUCCCAGUCAAAAAGCAGGGAGGAUCUGGCUCAUAAAUUACAAAAGCAUGGACCUGUGGUUCUUAGAUCUCUCAAUGAAAAAGAGAUCUUUCAAUUGGUGGAAUUGUUAAUAGCAGAGAAAAAAUGGCUGGAGGAAAGCCCCUCCCAAGCAUUAUUUCCUUUUAGGCUAACUCAACCAGUUCAGAAAAGCUCAUCCGGGGGUUGUCAAUCUCAUGGUGCAAAUGGUUUGAGAUCCCUCUUCCUAAGUAAAACAUCACAGUCUAACUUGCCAAAAUCAUCUGAACAUGAUAUUGAUAAACACAAUCAGAUCAUUCAUCAGACUAGAGUAUCCAUGUCGGCCAAUGAAAAUAAAUAUACUGAGAGGUCUAGAGAUGAUAUAUUGGUAGACUGUCAGAAACUUGUGAGGGAGAUAUUGAGGCAAUACCCAGAGGGAUAUAACAUUGGUUCUUUUCGAAAACUAUUUGUUACAAGGUAUGGCUAUCAUCUAGAUAUACAGAAGCUUGGCUAUAAGAAGAUGGCAUCCUUAUUACAGAUAAUGCCUGAGGUGAAAUUAGAGUCCACUUACAUUUAUCCUGCUGUUCCUGCUGUUGAUGCUUCUGACACAGAAACUUCUAUCCUCAAAAGUCAACUAACCGAUGCUAGUCUUGCAAGCUCCAACUCAGAUAAUGAAUUAGAUGAUUCAGCCCCAAAAGGUGAUAACACGGAAUGUCAAUGGGAGGAAUUAGGUCCAGUUUCUACAACUAAUUCCAACCAGAAUGAUAAAGAAUCAAAUUUGAGUCAGAAAGCCAAAAAACGGGAUACAUUAAAGAAUUUUUAUUAUGAACCUGUAGACUCAGACUAUGAUUCUUCUGAUUCUGGAGGGGACAUCUGUUUAACUCAACCAAAGCCAAAAUGUAAUGAGCUAGACAGUUCUAUUUGGCAUGUUCUGGAUUCGUGGGAAGCCAGCAAGAAAGGAGAAAAUAGUGUGAAGAAGUCAGACACUGUUGACGUAUUGGGCAAUUCUCUGGCCGAUAUCUUGAAGUCAUCCACUGAAUCGACAAAGGACCUUCCCAAAAUUCCUUCGGGAAAUUCCAGAGAGAAUCAAAGAUCUCAAACGAACUAUUCAUUUGUUGCUGACCCAGUCAUAUCUGACAAGGACAAGCUGAUAGGCGGCUUAUUAGAUGGCUUCAAGAAAGCAGAUGAACCAAAAAUGCAGAACUGAGGGUUUGAAUAUCUUUGUUUAGUUUGGAAGGCGAGGAGGCAAUGCUUUUGAUGGUGCAAAAUAAGAGAAACCUCGUGGGUAGAAGGAUAGAAUUAGAAAGACUUCAAAUGGCUACAAUUUAUGAUGAUUAUAUUUGGGAGGAGCAAAGUGAUGAUCCAAAGUGAUGACAGGGGAAUGCUGCAAGUCGGAAGAAAUCUUAUUCUAAAGCUUUUUGGAAGUGAUGGACACAGGAUAUAUACUAUUCAAUUGUUAAGCUUCUCCUUUCAUUCAGGUCACACCAAUGGAUUCAUUGGUUUGUUCGAUAUUAAUUAUUAUUAGGUUCAACUUUCCUCUUUUUAA
This is a messenger RNA of Lotus japonicus, 3598 nucleotides long. RefSeq lists its product as uncharacterized. Gene Ontology annotation, molecular function: RNA nuclease activity. Lineage: Eukaryota; Viridiplantae; Streptophyta; Magnoliopsida; Fabales; Fabaceae. The record is from RefSeq and is a predicted model, not a curated record. Gene Ontology annotation, biological process: regulation of gene expression. The transcript has 5 exons. Bases 143 to 3259 code for a protein of 1038 amino acids. Gene Ontology annotation, cellular component: peroxisome.